Messenger RNA from Morus notabilis, 2421 nucleotides. Its product is annotated as CDPK-related protein kinase. Gene Ontology annotation, cellular component: nucleus; cytoplasm. Gene Ontology annotation, biological process: peptidyl-serine phosphorylation; intracellular signal transduction; protein autophosphorylation. The transcript has 11 exons. The coding region runs from base 125 to 1918 and encodes 597 amino acids. Lineage: Eukaryota; Viridiplantae; Streptophyta; Magnoliopsida; Rosales; Moraceae. Gene Ontology annotation, molecular function: calcium/calmodulin-dependent protein kinase activity; calcium-dependent protein serine/threonine kinase activity; calmodulin binding. The record is from RefSeq and is a predicted model, not a curated record.
AAACAACAAGCAUCAACACCCAAUCACUCUCUCUCUCCCAUUUUCUCUCUCUAUAUCUCUCCGAUCUCAAAAAACCUCCAUUUCGCAUUGCACCAAACGCAAUCCCUCCAAUUCUUCACCCGCCAUGGGAACCUGCACUUCGAAGCCCUCAAGACCAAACCCUUACGCCUCCAGGGACCCCAACGACCCUUCCCACACACCCAAAUCCCUCCCGGCUACCACUCCUCACCACCACGACAACGACGUCGUUUCCAACAACACCGCCAAGCAGUCGCCGUUCUUCCCCUUCUACAGCCCCAGCCCCGCCCACUACCUCAAGGGCUCCCCGGCGCGGAGCCGCAGCCGGAGCGCCAGCUCCACGCCGCGCCGCUUCUUCCGCCGUCCCUUCCCGCCGCCGUCGCCGGCAAAGCACAUCCGCGCCGUGCUGGCGCGCCGCCACGGCAAGAAGGCUGCGGCGGCGGAGUCGGCGAUUCCCGAGGAAGGCGACGAGGAGGAGAACGGCGUGGACCUGGAUAAGAGGUUCGGGUUCUCGAAGGAGUUCACGAGCAGGUUGGAGGUUGGGGACGAGGUCGGCCGAGGGCAUUUUGGGUAUACUUGCUCCGCCAGGUUCAAGAAAGGCGAUAGGAAGGGCCAGCAUGUUGCCGUCAAGGUCAUCCCCAAAUCCAAGAUGACCACUGCUAUAGCAAUUGAGGAUGUUAGAAGGGAGGUAAAGAUACUGCGAGCUUUGACAGGACAUAGCAAUCUAGUGCAAUUCUAUGAAGCGUUUGAAGACAGUGAUAAUGUCUACAUAGUAAUGGAGUUGUGUGAAGGAGGCGAACUUCUAGAUAGAAUACUUUCAAGGGGUGGUAAGUACACAGAAGAUGAUGCAAAGGCAGUCAUGGCACAAAUACUAAAAGUUGUUGCAUUUUGUCAUCUUCAGGGUGUGGUGCAUCGUGAUCUUAAACCAGAGAAUUUUCUAUAUACUACAAAGGAUGAGAAUUCCAUGUUGAAAGCCAUUGACUUUGGCUUAUCAGAUUUUGUAAAACCAGAUGAAAAGUUAAAUGAUAUUGUGGGAAGUGCAUAUUACGUGGCCCCUGAAGUUCUACAUAGGGCUUAUAGUACAGAGGCUGAUGUGUGGAGUGUGGGUGUAAUAGCGUAUAUUCUAUUAUGUGGUAGUCGUCCUUUUUGGGCCCGGACCGAAUCUGGGAUUUUCCGAGCAGUCUUGAAAGCUGGUCCAAGUUUUGAUGAACAACCUUGGCCUUCGUUAUCUUUAGAAGCAAAGGACUUUGUCAAGCGCCUACUGAAUAAGGACCCACGUAAACGAAUGACAGCUGCUCAGGCUCUAAGCCAUCCUUGGAUCAGGAACUACAAUGAUGUUAAAGUGCCGCUUGAUAUUCUAAUUCUUAGGCUCAUGAAAGCUUAUCUGCGGUCAUCAUCCUUGCGCAAGGCUGCUCUAAAGGCCUUAUCCAGGACACUGACUGUGGACGAACUCUUUUAUCUGAAGGAGCAAUUUGCUCUCUUGGAGCCGAACAAAAAUGGCACCAUUUCGUUGGACAAUAUUAAGAUGACCCUGAUGAAAAGUGCAACAGAUGCAAUGAAGGAAUCUCGCAUCCCUGAUUUUAUUGCAUCGUUAAGUGCACUGCAAUACAGAAGAAUGGAUUUUGAAGAGUUUUGUGCAGCUGCUUUAGGCGUCCAUCAGCUGGAGGCACUUGAUCGGUGGGAGCAGCAUGCCCGAUGUGCGUAUGAACUUUUUGAGAAGGAUGGUAACCGGGCUAUUGUCAUCGAAGAACUUGCCUCGGAACUUGGGCUUGGCCCUUCAAUCCCACUUCACGUGGUUCUCCACGACUGGAUAAGGCACACAGAUGGGAAGCUAAGCUUCCUCGGAUUUGUCAAGUUGUUGCAUGGUGUGUCCAGCCGAACUUUUGUGAAGGCACAAUGAGAAACGAGAUCAAGAGCUUAAAGACAAAAGUGCUGAGUUUGCUAUAUGCUUAUUAGCCAAAUGAUAUGUGCUAGAUGUUUGAUUGAGAUGCUGCACCAAUCGAUUGGUUUUCGGAGGUUGGAAGGUGCGGUUAGUAUGUGCCACUAAAACCCAUUUUGGCAAAGGAAAAUGAUCCUUCACCCACACCCUGAUUCUGUUAGAGGGCUUUGAUCAAUCCUCCAAAACAGCAGGCUUGGUCCUUUGGUUGAUUUUAUUAAAGCAAUGAAAGCUCUUUUUACGUUUUCCAGUGUAAAGUUGUAGAGCCAGUUUUUGCCCGAAUGGGGUUAUAUUCUAUAAUAUAUUCUUCUACAAAUGUUCCACUCGUGCUGUCUCCAAUGUUUUUAUCUAGUUUUCUAAGUCUAUCAUAUUAAUUGCUUUCUGGCAUGAAGAAGAUAGAUGUCCAGUGAUUGUUAGUACUUAGUACCAUUAUUAUUAUUGGUUUGGUGGAACGGAAAGACAAAUAU